GACGUCUUUCCCCCGUAUUUCUCAUACAGCGGGAUUCCCCCGAUGCGCGAUGUUGAGCAUUCUAUCCAACUCGUGCUUGACUAUCGUGUUCACCAUCAGGCACCGUACCGACUCUGGAUUUCAGAGGCGACAGAACUCAAGCGUCAGCUUGAGGAGCUCCUUCAACUGGGUUUCAUUUAAUCCCAGUAACUCCCCUUGGGGUGCACCUGUCCUCUUUGCUCGCAAAGCGGACGAAACUCUCUGCCUCUACAUCGACUACCGCGGCCUUAACCGUUACACGGUUAAGAACAUCUAUCCCAUGCCCCGCGUGGAUGAGCUUUUUGACCGUCUGGCAGACAACCGCUUCUUCACGAAGAUCGAUCUUCGUAGCGAUUACCACCAGAUCCGCGUUUCCACAGAGGAUCAGCCGAAAACCGCCUUCCGAUCCCAUUUCGGCCACUACGAGUUCACGGUGAUGCCAUUCGGCCUCACCAAUGCACCAGCCACCUUCCAGACGGCGAUGGACGACAUCUUCAGGGACAUCCUUGAAGAAUACGUUCUCGUAUACCUGGACGACAUCCUACAGCGCUUACGCAAGCAUGGCUUCUAUGCCAAGCUCAGUAAGUGCCGCUUUGCCCAGCGCAAAGUGGACUUCCUAGGACACCAUGUGUUUGACCAGGGUCUCCACAUGGAUGACGCGAAGAUCACUGCUAUUGUAGAGUGGCCCGUCCCCACAUCUGUCAAGCAGCUUCGCAGCUUCCUAGACCUCACCAGCUACUAUAGUAAUUUUAUCCAGGGAUACGCUAGGAGGGUUAGGAGGACACGGUACCAGCGGGAGAAGAGGAGAAGGAAGGAGGAGAAGGACGCAGUGGAGGAGGAGGGGCAGGAGGACAAUGCAGCAGAGGAGGUGGCCGAGGAGGAGGGGCAUGGGAUAGAGGUGGGAGUGAACAGGGAGGAGGAGGAGGAGGAGGUGACAGACAACAGGAGGGAGGACGAGGAGGAGCAGGUGUGCGCCGCAGGGGUAACCACGGCGGGCAUCCGGUUUAGACCACCAGCACUUGGCCCAGCUAUUGGCUGCGGAAAAAAAUAGAGUAGAAAUGUCUCUAGUCGGAUGAAUUUGGGCGCUCCUGUAGUGGCCCGUACAUUUCCUAAAAUCGUGGCUUGUUAACGGGCAUGACUUUA
This is a messenger RNA of Chara braunii, 1161 nucleotides long. Lineage: Eukaryota; Viridiplantae; Streptophyta; Charophyceae; Charales; Characeae. The record is from the annotation of a GenBank genome assembly.